AUGCACUUCCAGGAACCUUCCCGGAGAUACCGAUGCUGGCACGACAAGUACAAGGUCGAAGCACUCCCUAAGCUUGACCUUCCCCGACCGGUACUCUACCGAUGGUUGGUAAUACCCCCGAGGCACAGCGAUUUCGAGCAGUAUCACAGGCGUUUUCAUCACAAAGACGCAAAACCCACUUGCUCGUGCGGACGAGCUAAGACCCCGGAAUACCUCGCACUCUGCGAGAUCGCACAGCGCACUGUUCGGUACUGGCCGAGGAACUCUCUGACCUUGCUUAUCCGGCGAGAAGGGGACUGCUACCUCUGCUCUCUUGAAACCGCAGAGUUCGCUGAGCUGCUGCGGGUUACGGCGUUCUACGCCAAGAUCUGCACCACCACCUCCAUCAUCAAUUAUUCUGAACUGGCCGUGAAGAGUGCCCAGCAAAGCAAAAUUCCUUACAUCGAGUCGUUCUCUAUCAUUCCCAAUUCUCUGUGGCUGUUCUGUCCCCCUGCUCAUAUCAUUGUACACAAUACUCAUGCGUGUAUGAUGCAGAUCUGUCAGCGUUGCGAUAAACCUGGUCACGGAUCAAGACAAUGCUGGGAAUAA
Penicillium odoratum is the source of this 588-nucleotide messenger RNA. RefSeq lists its product as uncharacterized. Bases 1 to 588 code for a protein of 195 amino acids. NCBI's taxonomy places the organism in Eukaryota, Fungi, Ascomycota, Eurotiomycetes, Eurotiales, Aspergillaceae. The transcript has 2 exons. Gene Ontology annotation, molecular function: zinc ion binding; nucleic acid binding. The record is from RefSeq and is a predicted model, not a curated record.